GCGUUCUUUGUCUCGAUGUGUGGUCGCCAUUUCUGUCGUGUUUGUUCUGGUUGUUGACCCAAACAGUUUCCACUAGCCACUACUAGAAGAGGUGAGGGGAUAAUUUGAGGCAGCCCCAUCAGAGACAGCCAGUAAAAUAUCAAAAACCAGUACUUGUUCAGAUGGAAGGUAGUCUUUUUGGGCAAGGGGUGGCAAUGGAAAAGAAAAAGCAUGCAUCCAAACUACAAAAUCAAGCUACCCUAGACCCUGUUCUGAAUGCACUCAGUGCAGUUGACAGAUUUGAGGAUUUACAAAAUAGUAAUUUAUCAACCCGACUGCUAAAAAGCACCCUACUGAUACCACAAUCUAGCUCAGCUGAUUCCAAAAGUCCAGAAUCACAGCUGGAGAGUAAUCAACUGAUUUUGAAGAGAGACAGUCAAAUUCCCAAUGAAGACCAGGUGGUGGUGAAUCAGAAGUUGUCAGAAAAACUGAAAUUCCACCAAGUAGAAGGUGUAAAGUUUAUGUGGAAUGCAUGUUUCAGAACCAGCACAAGUGCUGGAUGUGUGCUUGCACAUUGCAUGGGUUUAGGCAAAAGCUUGCAAGUUGUAACUUUGACCCAUACUGUACUUACUAAUGCUAUAUGUCAGGUAAAUCGUGUAAUGGUGGUGUGUCCACUUAGCACGGUCUUAAACUGGGAAAACGAGUUCAGGAUCUGGCUUCCUGGUGACACAUUCACGACUCUGAACGUUUGCGAAUUAGCUAGCAGUAAAACGGAGAAAAAGAAGCUUACUGAGCAGGACGAGGUAUUUCGGCAAGCCUUAGUUGAUCCGGGUCCGGAUGUACUUAUUUGUGAUGAAGGACAUUUAUUGAAAAACGAAGAUUCCGAAAUAUACAAAGCCAUGAAUCAGAUUUGCACUCGACGCCGAAUUAUGCUAACUGGCACACCUCUUCAAAAUAGUCUGUUCGAAUUCUAUACAAUGGUUCAGUUUGUUAAGCCUGGACAACUGGGUACGAAAGCAGAAUUCGGAAAACGUUUUGCAAAGCCGUUGGAAAAAGGACAGGCGGUCGACUCCGCCCCGGAAGAUGUUCGUGUCAUGAAACGGCGAGCUCUUAUUCUUCAUAAGAUGCUUGAAAAUAUUGUUCAGCGUUUUGACAGCAACGUCCUCGCACCCUUACCGCCCAAAUAUGAAUAUGUUGUAUCCAUAAGGAUGUCGGAGCUCCAAAUCCGCCUUUACCUUUAUUAUUUGGAAAAUCACACUAAAGGAGGGAGUAUCCAACCCUCCGGAAAUCAAGGUGAAAGUGCUGGAUUGUUCAGCGACUUUCAGCAGCUUGCCCGAGUUUGGACUCAUCCAAAGGCUUUGCUUUUGGCAUGUAAUCGUCCGGAUUCAAGGAACUCAACUCAACAUGCUGUUUCAAAAAUUUCCAGUAGUGGUGAAGGAACGGCGAAAAAAAAUGCCAAAAACGACGAUGACGACGAUUACCUCAUGAGGACCGAGGAACAAAUUUUCGGCGAGGACGUGUGUAUGCAAGAUCUGGUUGACCAAGCUUUAACGUCGUCCAGCAGUCCUUGGUGGUCAGAUUUAAUCUCAGAAAACGAAAUUAACAACAUAGAACACAGUGGAAAAUUUGUUCUGCUGAUGGAUAUUCUUCGGGAGUGCGAGCUGAUUGGUGAUAAAUUAUUGGUCUUCAGCCAGUCGCUCAGAAGCCUAGAUCUGAUAGAAGAGUUUCUUGCAAUUGAAGAUUUCAAAAAUCAAAACAGAAGCACUAACGAAACCAAUGGGAAGGUUGUUGGCGGCACGUGGAAUAUCAAUACUGAUUACUUUCGACUGGAUGGCUCCACGUCUUCCGAACAGCGUCUUAAAUGGUGCCGAGCGUUCAAUGACCCCCAAAAUCCCCGUUCGCGUCUGUUUAUAAUCUCAACUAGAGCUGGCGGUAUAGGCAUAAAUUUGGUGGGAGCCAACCGCGUCAUAAUUUUUGAUGCGUCAUGGAACCCGUCACAUGAUCUGCAAAGUGUCUUUCGGGUUUACCGGUUAGGACAAAAGAAGCCGUGUUACAUUUAUCGCUUCGUAGCUCAGGGAACCAUGGAAGAAAAAAUCUAUUAUCGCCAGGUAGCCAAACUCUCACUAUCAAGGCGUAUUGUUGACGAGGAGCAAAUCGAUCGUUACUUCGCCUCAAACGAUUUGACUGACCUCUAUACAUUUAAUGCCGAUGGCCAGUUUUCGUUACCGGCUUCAAUACAAGAGCGUGAUGACACUUCUCUUCUUGACGACAACCUGUUGGCUGGAGUCGCAGUUCGACUGAAAGAGUGGGUUGGUGGGUACCAAGCACACGAUUCUUUGCUUCAGAAUCGUCCUGAAGAAUAUCUCGAAGACAGUGAGCAGCAAGCCAUUUGGAAAAUAUUUCAAGUAGAAAAAGAAAAAGAGACUUCGUUGGCGCAAGCAAGCUCGCAAAUAACUCUGUGAUGAAGUUGGUUUUGUUUACAACUGUCGAGCAUGGUGUAAAAGGGAGGUGUACCAACUCUUCAGUUAAGAAGGGUAUCUCAGCUGAAGCCUCUUCGUGGUACAAGGUUAUCAAUCGUCAGAGACGCCUGGUGGCCGAUCUUGAACUAAAUGAAAAACCCACUUGAAAAAUAUUCUAAGUCCAAAACAGUGGAUCCAUCCCUAUCGGCAUUCGCUACGGGCCUACGGCCCAUGGCAAUAAGAUGGCAUUUCAAAAUUAAUGUUAUUAUCUUUCUUGUUUGGAAAAAAAAUAUUUCAAGUACUGUAUGAUCACACUCUAUAUUUAAAAAGAAAUUAAAAGAUAGUUUAAGUAUUACUUUGUAUUACAUUUCUUGUAUGGGCAUUUUUGGCCAGUUUGAAACUCGCCUGGACUGUUGUUUGUUCUUUGGACAAUAAAACAUCUUUCAAACGUUUA
Molecule: messenger RNA, 2892 nt
Organism: Daphnia magna
Lineage: Eukaryota; Metazoa; Arthropoda; Branchiopoda; Diplostraca; Daphniidae
Product: transcriptional regulator ATRX homolog
Cellular component (GO): nucleus
Molecular function (GO): ATP binding; ATP hydrolysis activity; ATP-dependent chromatin remodeler activity
Source: RefSeq, a predicted model, not a curated record